Molecule: messenger RNA, 4651 nt
Organism: Siniperca chuatsi (mandarin fish)
Lineage: Eukaryota; Metazoa; Chordata; Actinopteri; Centrarchiformes; Sinipercidae
Product: NACHT, LRR and PYD domains-containing protein 3-like
Exons: 11
Coding region: 228-3614 (1128 amino acids)
Biological process (GO): regulation of apoptotic process
Molecular function (GO): protein binding
Source: RefSeq, a predicted model, not a curated record
AAAUGGGAACUAAAAUCAGGAACUGAUUGCAGAAAAGUAAGAGAAGAGACAAAAGCACACAAGCGUCGAUUUAUUAAAAGAGGUAAAGAAGUGUUUGAAUCACAUGGUCCUGCUGUCUUUCAGAGAAUGGUGUUCAUCAUGUUCUGGAGGCUCCUGUGGUGAAAUAACAGCUCACACUUCCUGUGGGAGGAAACAGAGUUGGCAGAGAUCUUGAACACACCUUGGAAAUGAGACUGUACAGGAGAAUCACCAAUCAACAAGACAUCAGUCAGAGAACAGACAGCUCCUAUUCCUGUGGAACCACAAUGACAAAAGUGGUCCUCUUGAACACUCUGGACGACCUUGGAAAAGAUGAAUUUGAGCGUUUCAAGUGGAUCUUGAAACAUGAACGCCUGAAAGACUCUUCAACCAUCCUAAAGAGCAAGCUGGAGAAUGCAAAGACGUGGGACACAGUGGAUCUGAUGAUCCAGACCUACACGCUUUCUGGAGCUGUGGAGGUGACCACGCAGAUUUUAGAGAAGAUCCAAAGGAAUGAUCUGGUGCAGAGUUUGUCAGAUAUCAGCUCGGGACCAAAAGGGGAUGUCAGUGAUGUAGAAACUUCAGAGAACAGAGGACCUUCCUUUCCUCAGGCUGAAGGCGUCAUGGUUCCGGUACCAGAGCCACAACCCAUCGCAUAUUACCAACACAUGCUUCAAUCAAACCUUCAGGACAAGUUCAUGUGUGCACAAGAAGGGUGGAUGCAGAUGAAGGAGCGUCUGGUUGAUAUCUACACAGAGCUGUACAUCACAGCUGGGGUUGACGUACACAUCAACACACAGCAUGAGGUCAGGCAGAUUGAGGCGGUGGUGAAGCCAAUGGAAACAGAGAAACCAAUUAAACCCAGUGACAUGUUCAAACACCCCUCUGGAGAAUACAGACCCAUAAGAACAGUGCUGACCAAUGGGAUCGCAGGAAUUGGAAAAACAUUUCUUAUGCACAAGUUUGUAUUGGACUGGGCUGAAGAAAGAAACAACCAAGAUGUGCAUCUUGUAUUCCCCUUCACCUUCCGCCAGCUGAAUUUAAGGAAGGGAGAAAAGUUUUGUUUGGCAGAGCUCAUUCAUAAAUGUAUCAGGGAGACCAGAGACAUCAAGGAAGAAGCUCUUAAUCACAUCUUUACAACUCUGCAGUCAUCAGGAAACACAAACUAUGACAAGAGCAAAUUCAAACUUCUGUUUGUUUUGGAUGGACUGGAUGAGAGCCGACUUCAACUGGACUGCUCUACCAAUAAAAACCAGGAUGCAGACUUUGAUGUGACAGAGUCCACCUCAGUGGAUGUGCUGCUGACAAACCUCAUCAAGAGAAAUCUGCUUCCCUCUGCUCGCCUCUGGAUAACCACACGACCUGCAGCAGCCAAUCAGAUCCCUCCUGAGUGUGUUGACAUGGUGACAGAGGUCCGAGGGUUCACUGACCCACAGAAGGAGGAGUACUUCAGGAAGAGAUUCACAGAUGAAGAGCAGGCCAGCAGAAUCAUCUCCCACAUCAAGACAUCACGAAGCCUCCACAUCAUGUGCCACAUCCCAGUCUUCUGCUGGAUCACUGCUACAGUUCUGGAGGAUGUGUUGAAGACCAGAGAGGGAGGAGAGCUGCCCAAGACCCUGACUGAGAUGUAUGCAGAAUUCUUGAGGUUUCAGAUAGAUCAGACAAAAGAGAAGUAUGACCAAAAAAAGUGCAUUCAGUACAUUAAGUCAUUAGCAAAACUAGCUUUCCACCAGUUGGAAAAGGGCAACCUGAUCUUCUAUGAGGAAGACCUAAAAGAGAGCAGCAUUGAUGUCAGUGGAGCCUCGGUGUACUCAGGAGUUUUCACAGAGGUCUUUAAAGAGGAACGUGGGAGGAAGAAUGAUGAAGACAAGAUGUUUAGCUUCGUCCAUUUGAGUGUUCAGGAGUUUCUGGCUGCUUUGCAUGUAGUGAGGGCACUCAUUAAGAAAAACAAGAAUGUGAUGUCUGAGCCAGGGCAAACUUGUGGUGAACAUGUGCGAAUGGUUUUCAGAAAAACAUCUACAACAGAGGUCCACAGGUUUGCUAUUGACAAGGCUUUACAGAGUCCAAAUGGACACCUGGACUUGUUCCUCCGCUUCCUCCUGGGUCUUUCUCUGCAGCCCAAUCAGACUCUCCUACGAGGUCUGCUGAAAAAAAAAAGAAGCUCAGAGACCAAUCAGGAAACAGUCGAGUACAUCAAGAAGAAGAUCAGUGAGAAUCUGUCUGCAGAGAGAAACAUCAAUCUGUUCCACUGUCUGAAUGAACUGAAUGAUCGUUCUCUAGUGGAGCAGAUCCAACAGUCCCUGAGUUCAGGAAGUCUCUUCACAGAUAAACUGUCUCCUGCUCAGUGGUCAGCUCUGGGCUUCAUCUUACUGUCAUCAGAAAAAGAUCUGGACGUGUUUGACCUGAAGAAAUACUCUGCUUCAGAGGAGGCUCUUCUGAGGCUGCUGCCAGUGGUCAAAGCCUCCAACAAAGCUCUGCUGAGUGGCUGUAAUCUGUCAGAGAGAAGCUGUGAAGCUCUGUCCUCAGUUCUCAGCUCCAAGUCCUCUAGUCUGAGAGAGCUGGACCUGAGUAACAACGACCUGCAGGAUUCAGGUUGGACGCUGCUCUCUGCUGGACUGGAGAGUCCAUACUGUACACUGGAGACUCUCAGGGUGAGUUGCUGUAAUCUGUCGGAGAGAAGCUGUGACGCUCUGUCCUCAGUUCUCAGCUCCCAGUCCUCUGGUCUGAGAGAGCUGGACCUGAGUAACAACAACCUGCAGGAUUCAGGAGCGAAGCUGCUCUCUGCUGGACUGGAGAAUCCACACUGUACACUGGAAUCUCUCAGGCUGUCAGGCUGUCUGAUCACAGAGGAAGGCUGUACUUCUCUGGCCUCAGCUCUGAGAUCCAACCCCUCCUAUCUGAGAGAGCUGGACCUGAGCUACAAUCAUCCAGGAGACUCAGGAGUGAAGCUGCUGUCUGCUGGACUGGAGGAUCCACGCUGGAGACUGGACACUCUCAGGGUGGAACAUGGUGGAGAGCAGAGGCUGAAACCUGGUCUGAGGAAGUAUGCCUGUGAACUCACACUGGACACAAACACAGUACACAGAACCCUCAAACUGUCUGACGACAACAGGAAGGUGACAGUAGUGACGGAGAAGCAGCCAUAUCCUGAUCAUCCAGAGAGGUUUGACUUCUGGUCUCAGCUGCUGUGUAGAAAUGGUCUGACUGGUCGCUGUUACUGGGAGGUCGGGUGGGAAGGAGAAGUUUUUAUAUCAGUGAGUUACAGAGGAAUCAGAAGGAGUGGAAACAGUGAUGACUGCUGCUUUGGGCGGAACAAUCAGUCCUGGACUCUGAUGUGCUCUGAUGAUGGUGGUUCCUCUGUCUGGCACAAUAAGAAAAGAACAGUCCUCUCCUCCUCCUCCUCCAUUUCCAUCUCUUACAAAGUAGCAGUGUAUGUGGACUGUCCUGCUGGCACUCUGUCCUUCUACAGAGUCUCCUCUGACAUACUGAUCCACCUCCACACCUUCAACACCACAUUCACUGAACCUCUUUAUCCUGGCUUUGGUUUCUGGUGGUCUAACAGGUCUGGUUCGUCAGUGUCUCUGUGUUCACUGUAGGAGGGAGAGUCUCCUCCUGUGUAAAGAAACACACAAUCUUUUUGUAAGUCAUACUGACUUUACAUUACGAAGAAAACUUUUUUUGUGAAUGCACUGCACGUUGGUGGUUUUAAAAACCUUCAAAUAUGUUUUCCUUUGGAGUGCCUUGGUAGUUGAAUAGUUAUAGCGCAUGCCACAUGGCUACAUGGUCGCAACAGUUGCUGGUUCGAUUCCAGCCACUGACCUUUGUUGCAUGUCAUACCCCUCUCUCCCCAUUUUCCUGUCUCUUCGCCUGUCACUAUCAAAUAAAGGCAAAAAAUGCCCCCAAAAAUUAUCUUAAAAAAAACAUGUUUUCAUUCAGGUUUUUGGGGCGAACGUUAGUUUAAGGUUUUCUUUACUUUGCAAUCAGAUUUUCUCAUAUAAAUAAUCAUAUAUAUACACAAUAAAAUCAGGUUACACCCACACACACACACACACACACACACACACACACACACACACAUGAAUAAUCAAAAAUAUAAUUUUCCAGAAAAUUAGAAUUUUGUUGAUUUGUCAUUGAUUAUUGGAAUUGGAGGUUGAAAUAUGUGUAAUUUGAGUUAUUUCCACAGUAAAUAUGUGUAUAUGAAUGGACAGAGGAGAGUGUCAGUGUUCCAGGGAUUUAAGAACCAUGUUGAUGAGACAUCAUGACAAUUAGUUCUGUCAAAAAAUGGACUUCUCUCCAGUCUUCGCCAGAUCGUCCGUUUACCUGCGUGGUAUCACACCUCGGUCUCGACGCGUGAUCUAUGGAAGAUUCUGUUGCUUGUGAAACCGUGACUGACCUGCUGAGUUCCUGUGUCCAGGGUCGUCUACCGACCUGUGUCUCCAACCCUCACCGGCUCCACCAGCAACACCUCGGCUUCCCCGCCGCUCCACCUCAGCCUGCUCUCCUCGCUCCGCCUGCCGGCUCUCACCAGUCACUCGCCAGCCAGCCGCCAUCGCCUCGUCCACCUGCUCCCGCCGUUUCCCUCCACACACCUGGUGUCUCUCGUGUUUGUAAUAAACUGAAACUAAUCACUCCA